AUGGACUUUUCUAUUCCCCCAGAAUUACCAAUAGCGCUACAGAACCAACUAUCCAAUUUAAUAGAGGAUUAUAAAGUUGAAAAUUUAACAAGAAAAGGCUAUGAAACAAAAAGAAAUGAAUUAUUAGAUAAGUAUACCAGAAAUCAACAAGCUUUACUAUACGCAUCAAGAAACUCAACUGUGUCGGUUUCAACUAAUACCAGAGAGCAUAAUUUAUCAACCAGGAUAAUUCUACCUUCUAAUAAAAGGUUUAUAGAUGAUAAUGCAUCCUAUAAAUCUCAAGAUACGUUUCUCCCUUAUCCACCAACUGAUAUUUAUAAACAGGAUCUAAGCACAUACAAUAAUAACACCAAUACUACUACUAAUAAUAAGAUUGGAAUCACCAAACAUGAACGAAGAUCAAAUUCAAUAUACAGAGUUGCUACGUCAAACUCGUCAUCCGUAUUAUCUACACCAAGGCAUAAAAAAAGUUCCUCAUUACAGUUAUCGUUACACUCAAAUGAUGCAUUUGUGAAAGCAUAUAACCCAAUGAUCCCACUACUUCCAAGAAUACCCGAGGAAAGUUCUCAUGAUUCUUUGCCUUCAAUAUUAAGAGCAAGGUAUGAAAACUACGAAAAACAAACAUCUAUAAUUUCAAUAGAUAAUAAAGGUAAAGAAAAUUCAAUCUCUUGGGCGAAACUAUAUCUUAGAGCAGAAAAAAUUGCACAUGAAUUGAACAAAAGUCGUUUAUAUAAAAAAGACAAAGUAUUAUUAUGGUAUAAUAGAGACGAAGUUAUCGAGUUUGCAAUUGCACUACUUGGAUGUUUUAUAGCUGGUAUUAUCGCAGUGCCAGUAUCGUUUGAAACUUAUAAGUUGGGCGAAAUUAUACAAAUAAUCAAGUUAACGAAUUCAUCAUACGUCUUAAUAUCAAACGAAUGCCAUAAACAACUGGAUAACUUACAAACAACUUCAAAUAACACCAAAAUAAAAUUGAUAAAGGAUGAAUUUUUUUCCCAGCUUACUUUUUUAAAGACUUCAGAAUUAGGGACAUAUUCAAAGGCUAAGAAAAAUGCCCCUACAUUUGAUAUUCCUGACAUUUCUUAUAUUGAAUUUACUAGAACUCCCUUAGGAAGAUUGUCUGGUGUUGUAAUGAAACAUAGAGCUUUAAUCAAUCAGUUGAAAAUGCUUGUAAAAAUAAUGGAUUCACGCUCAAUGCCACAUUGGAAAAAAAACUCAAUUCUUAUCCCUUAUGACAAGGCGGCCUCUGUAAAUAGAUACACAAUAUUGAACAGUUUAGAUCCAACCAGAUCAACAGGUUUGGUAUUAGGUUUAUUAUUCGGUAUAUAUUCGGGGAAUCUAUUAAUUUCAAUAAGCGACACAAUUUUGAAAACACCAGGUAAUUAUGAAGACAUAAUCAACCAACAUAAGGCUGAUGUGUUAUUAAACGAUCAACUUCAGUUAAAACAGGUUGUUAUAAAUUAUCUAGAAAAUCCAAAAGCAACAAUUUCAAAAAAAAAUAAAAUCGAUUUUAGUUGUAUUAAAUGUUGCUUGACAUCCUGCAUUAAUAUUGAUACAGAUGUUUCCGAUAUGAUUGUUAAUAAGUGGUUAAAGAAUCUUGGAUGUGUUGAUGCUGCAAUGUCAUACUCUCCGAUACUGACCCUACCCGAUAUUGGAGGUACCUUCAUUUCAGUUAGGGAUCACUUAGGUAAGAUUGAUAAUUUUCCAAUUCAUAAUACAAAGCUAAGAUUACAAGAUGAAUUAUAUAUAAAUAAGGAAAAACUAAGAGGGAAUGUUAUAGAACCAAGCAUUACUGCUAUGAUAAACUCAUCAAAUUCAUUUACUGAUUAUAUGCGUUUGACUACCUUUGGUUUCCCAAUCCCUGAUUCUACUAUAUGUGUGGUUAAUUUAGAUGACUGUACUUUAGUUCCUGACCUAACUGUAGGUGAAAUUUGGAUAUCCUCAAAAAGUUUAUGCGAUGAAUUUUAUCAGAUGGACCGUGUGAACGAAUUUAUAUUUCAUGCUAAACUUGACUAUCCACGAAUGCUGUCAUACACAAAGGGAACAUCAAUCACAGCUGUUCAAGCUAAUGAAAAAAUUAACAUGAUAAUGAAUUUAUGCCCACCAUCAACGAACUUCUUAAGAACUAAACUGAUGGGCUUCGUAUUCAAUGGUAAAAUAUAUGUUUUAUCAAUGAUAGAAGAUAUGUUUUUACAAAAUAAGUUGCUAAGAUUGCCAAAUUGGGCACAUACUUCAGAUAUGUCAAAAGAAAAGGAAAGCAAUACGGCAAUAAAAGCCUUAGGAUCUGACACUACAAUUUCUGAUUCUAAUAAUGACAGUGAAAACUCAGGACCGAAGAGAAUUGUCCAAACUUAUUAUUUACAACAGGUGACGGAAACUAUUGUAAGGACAGUUCCAAGUGUUUCAGAUGUUUCUGCAUUUGAGUUAAAUCAUAAUAACGAUGAACAUUUUCUAGUAUUAAUAGUUGAAAGUUCCUUAGCAAAAAAUACCAUUGCUGGUGGCGAACCAGCCUUAGUGAUGACUAGUAGACAGAAUGAAAAAUUAGAAAAACAGUUAAAUGACUUAACUGAACAAAUUUUUAGAAUAUUAUGGAUCUUUCACAAAAUUCAACCUAUGUGUGUAAUGGUUGUAGCAAAUGGAUCACUUCCAAAAAGAUAUUGUUCACUUGAAUUGGCAAAUAGCACCAUUGAAAGAAGAUUUCUGAACUGUGAAUUAGAUGCUAAAUUUGUUAAAUUUCAAUUUGAUAACAUUAUAUUAGACUUCAUACCUCACUCAUUAUAUUACAACGAAAGUAUAUUCUCUGAGCACUUAUCAACUCUGAGACGAGCUGCCUUAGCCGACGCAUUCCCUUAUAACAUGUCGCCUAGGAUAGCAAACCGAGAACAGAGAUCUGGUUUUGAAUUUCAGGAAACAUCAUAUGACCUAGAUUCUAACAAGAACUUAACAGAUUUUGCUACCAUCCUAGAAAUACUGGAAUGGAGAAUAAAUACACAAGGAAGCAACUCGGCAUUCAGUGAUGGGACUGGGAGAUCAUCACAAAAUUCCAAUGAUAAUAAUAUAAGGAAAAGUGUGUCCUGGAAAAAGUUUGGUGCAAUUGUUGCAUCAUUCUUGAAAAAAAUUAUUCAAUCCAAAACACCUCUAGAAAAAGGUGAUAAAGUAAUUAUAAUGUGUGAAAAUUCAACAGAAUAUGCAGCUAUAGUUAUCGCAUGUCUAUAUUGUAAUUUGAAUGUUAUACCCCUAGAAGUCAUCUCCGAGGAAACUGCAGAGGUUGAUAUACAGUAUUUUACCAAUAUUAUCAAAAAUUAUUCGGUUAAAAGAGUAUUUAUUGAUUCUAAAACUAAUAAUUUAUUUGAAAACAAUACAAUUAUAUCUAAAAUAUGGAAAAGAUACAAGUCACUUGCCCCCAAACUAACCAUAUUUUCAAAGGUUAAGGUUAGGAGUGACCUGUCAAUUCAGUUAUUUAAAAAACCUUUAGCACAGAAGUUUAGUUUCAAAACAAGACCAUCUUCUAAACGUUGUGUUAUUUGGAUAAAUAAGGAAAACGAUACAACUAAAAAUGUUCAUUCAUCAAUGACUCACCAGUCGUUAAUGAAAUCAUGCAAAAUAUUAAAGGAAAGCUUUAAGCUGUCCAGGGAAAGUUCGUUGUUCUCAAUAUGUGGCCAUACUUUUGGUUUUGGGUUUCUCAAUAGCGUAUUGUUAGGGAUAUACACUGGAUGUCAAACAACUUUAUUUGAUAUAGACGACUUCUCUCAGAAUCCAAACAAUUUCCUAAUUGGAAUUCAGAAUCUUUCUGUCAGAGAUCUAUUUUUAACUCCAGAGACCUUUUAUUUGAUUAUGGAUCGUGCCUCCACAUUGAUAACUUCUUCGAAGAAGAUUCAACUGGCUGCGUCACAGAAGAAGAAACAAAAAAACUCUAAUUCUAGCACAAUAUUAAGAUCUGAUUUCCUGAGAAAUGUACAGAACAUUAUGAUUCCAUUUUCAGGAAGGCCUAAAACUUUAACUAUCGAGAAUGUCAUUAAGAAAUAUAAUACAAUAAGCAUAAAUCCAAAUCAAAUAAGUUAUAUUUACCAGAAUCGUUUCAAUUUCCAUAUAUCAAUGAGGUCAUAUCUAGGAAUACCUCCAGUAGAUUUAUUAUUGGACCCAAGAUCACUGAAAGAGGGAUUAAUUAAGGAAAUCGAUCCUGCUGAGCUAGCAAAUAUCGAAGGGAUACGAAUUCAAGAUUCUGGUGUGGUUCCAAUUUGUACGGAUGUUGCUAUAGUUAAUCCAGAAACAUUACAACCUUGUUUGGAAGGUGAAUUUGGUGAAAUUUGGUGCUGUUCUGAAGGCAAUGCAUCUGAUUAUUAUUUGAGUAAGGAUGCCAGUGAUUCCACUUCAAAAAACCGACUAUUCAAAGACCAAUUCAUAACAGAACAAUUUCGCAGUAAAAUCAAAUCAGAUAAGGAUAAUGGUUUAACUUACUUGAGGACAGGAGAUCUUGGAUUCAUAAAAAGAAUUACAUGUCAAGAUUCCACGGGUGCUAAUAUUGAUUUCAAUUUGCUUUAUGUGUUAGGAAGCAUUAACGAAACAAUUGAUAUUUUAGGGUUAACAUAUUUUGUUAGUGAUCUCGAAAGCACAGUGAGAGAAACCCAUUCUUCAAUAUCUAAUUGUAUUAUAACAAAAUCUGGUGGGCUACUAGUAUGUCUUGUAAAAUGCAAAAAAGUUAGAGAUACAAAGUUUGCAAAUUUGACGGCGCUAAUUACUUCCAGCUUAUUGCAAAAACAUGGUAUCAUUUUAGAUUUAUGUUCUUUUAUCAGACCAACCUCCAACACUCAGGAAUUAUUGGAAAAUUGGACAAAAAAUCGUGUUUCUAUAAUGAAAGAAUGGUUCAGUCAAGACUUAGUUAUUGAAAGCCAGUUCGGUAUCAACUAUGGUGAAAAUAUAUCAAUAUAUUUAUUAUCUGAUUUUGAAAGAGAUAUUUAA
Molecule: messenger RNA, 4956 nt
Organism: Vanderwaltozyma polyspora DSM 70294
Lineage: Eukaryota; Fungi; Ascomycota; Saccharomycetes; Saccharomycetales; Saccharomycetaceae
Gene: CMR2
Product: Cmr2p
Exons: 1
Coding region: 1-4956 (1651 amino acids)
Cellular component (GO): cytosol
Source: RefSeq, a predicted model, not a curated record